Molecule: messenger RNA, 3578 nt
Organism: Protopterus annectens (West African lungfish)
Lineage: Eukaryota; Metazoa; Chordata; Ceratodontiformes; Protopteridae
Gene: TLX2
Product: T cell leukemia homeobox 2
Exons: 3
Coding region: 644-1552 (302 amino acids)
Biological process (GO): regulation of transcription by RNA polymerase II; animal organ development
Cellular component (GO): nucleus
Molecular function (GO): DNA-binding transcription factor activity, RNA polymerase II-specific; RNA polymerase II cis-regulatory region sequence-specific DNA binding
Source: RefSeq, a predicted model, not a curated record
UUUCACUGACGGAGAUGAGCCGGGCAAAUAGACUUUGAGGUAUAUUCCGGUAAUUGUGCAUUGGAAAUAUGAAAAUAUAUUAAAUGCAUUCAAUAAACGCACCUGACUAUAUGUCAAGCUAACCUCAUAAAAAAUGGAUAAAUGAAAUUAGAAAGAAAAGUUUGUGCAAGACUGGAAACACUGGAUUGCUACACGCGGGCAUGUGGUCACGUAUUUAGAGGAAGACUUUGUAUUAAUGAAGAAUUCCCCUGGUUGUACAACUUUUCUGGGAUGCUGGUAUUUGACACCGAAAAAGCUUGGGAAGAAGCCAAGGAUCGAACAAUUGCAGGAGAGGAUUUGUAUGGGCUCUUGAGAAAGGGAAUUUAUGCUACUGUACAGUGAGGAGUGAAUUGCAGUGAGAAAUGUGGUUGGAGUUCCUCUCCUCUAUGUGGAUGUAACUAUUCACUGAAAGCAAAGCUGAUUUGAGAGACAGUAACCGGACUCAGUAAUUGGUAAGAAAAUGGUGCUUUGUGGAAAUACAGUUAGGGUUUAGUAGCCGAUUUGGUGAACAUUUUUAUUUGGGCCGUUGCCACUUCGUUUGAUUUCAAAGAAACUACUCAAAGGAAUUUGGCGAUUGUAUUCCCGGUCAACAAAAGUUGAUCAUAUGGAGCAUACCAGUAUGGACCAAGUAAGCCAUCCUCAUUCCCAGCAUGAACCUAUUAGUUUUGGCAUCGACCAGAUCCUGAAUUCACCAGAUCAGCAGAGCAGCUGUAUGGUUCCUAGUAGGGCCAAUGAGUCCGACUACCAGUUGACUUCUCAUAGUGUAUACACAAAUGGCUAUGGCCACAGUUACAACCCAGCAUGUUCGGUGGCUGCCUUAGGUGGAUCUUACAAUGUUAACAUGAACAUGAAUGUCAAUAUGAACAUGAAUGUUAACGUGAACUCGGGGUCUGGGGGCAGCAGCGUUAGCGGUGGGGUUAUUAGAGUACCGGCUCACAGACCUCUGCCUUCAGCCCCUCCUGCACAUCCCCAGGCAGUUUGCAGCAUGGCUGGUCUGAGCAGUUUGACGUUUCCAUGGAUGGAAAGCAGUCGCCGAUUCGCCAAAGACAGGCUUACUGCUGCGCUUUCCCCCUUUUCUGUGACGAGACGGAUUGGUCAUCCUUAUCAGAACCGUACACCUCCAAAACGGAAAAAGCCCAGGACCUCUUUUAGUCGAGUUCAGAUCUGUGAGCUAGAGAAGCGAUUUCACCGGCAGAAAUAUUUAGCAUCUGCAGAACGGGCAACACUGGCCAAGGCACUGAAAAUGACAGAUGCUCAGGUGAAGACCUGGUUUCAAAAUAGGAGAACCAAAUGGAGGAGGCAGACAGCAGAGGAAAGAGAGGCAGAACGGCAACAGGCCAACAGACUAAUGAUUCAUCUACAACAAGAAGCAUUUCAGAAAACAUUAAAUCAGCCACUCCAGCCAGACCCCUUGUGCAUGCACAACUCUUCCCUAUAUGCACUGCAGAACCUGCAGCCCUGGGCUGAGGACAAUAAGGUUACAUCAGUCACAUCCCUUGCCUCUGUGGUGUGAAUAACAUGUUUGAUAAUUAACAGAAACAAUGCAUUACAAACUAUAAUGUAAGAACAACUCCUGUGGUUUGUACUCUUGACAGAACUGGUGGUAAUUAAUUACUGCAGAAGAAACUUUUAUUUCAGAUUACAAAGACACCUCUGUUUGCAGGGAAAAUGAGAUCCCUGGCACUUGCUUUGAACAUGUGACAAAUAGAAUAAUCAGUUGCUUGGUAAGUAAUUCAGGAAUAUAGUUUAUUUCAUGAGCUGUUAAAUGCUGGGAUUUAAGUUUAGUAUUCUGUAUGUCCAGAGAGAUGGAAAUGCUCUACUCAAUGCCUGAUACAGUGAAUUAUCAUUCUUAAUGUUUUAAUCAGAUAUAGACUGAAGCAUACAAGAAUCUUGAAGUCCAGGUACUAAACUGGAUAUGUCUUCCUGUGUCUUUCAUCCCUAUGAUUCUAUGCAAAGGUCUAGCAGAGCAGGGGCAUUCGUCUUACAACUCAUUGAAUGGUUAUUUCCUAAUUUGCUAUGCUGAACCUCAAAAGGGAGAGAUAUCUGGCUUGCUGUCAGUUCUAAAGUGAUGUUUUACCUUAUGACUUUAUUUAGAGCUCCUUUUGAAAUUAGAAUAUUUAUCACUGAAUAAAUAACUUGCCUUCAAGUAUUAAGUUAUUAAUCACCGUUAUGUCACAUAAAGUAUAAGCUUGUUUUGACUGGUAUCCUAGAAAGAAACACUGAAAGUUUUGCUGAGGGUCCUUGGAAUUGAGGUAUGUCCUUUACAAAAUGCAAACAAACAGGUAUAUUAAGUAAAGGAAUUGCAAGACACUGAGCAUAAGUUGGCUAGUUAAGAAAUUUGCAUUGUUUAUACGAAGCAAUUACCCGAAAACAGAAUAAUACAGUGAAGGUCUUGUUUAGGUAAUCAUUAGUGUUGUCUUUAACUGCAUUCUGAAUGUUCUAAACUAAUGCAGGUCAUAAACAUUUUAAUCUUUCUUCUCAGAAUAUACUCCUGCACAGUUUACCUGUUUCAACACAUGACCUUGGAACAUAGAUUUUUUUUUUAAAUAGUAAUUCACCUCUCAGAAAAUGUAUCAUAUCAAAAAUCUAGAGUUUAAGGGAAGAAUGUAGAAUCAAAAUGAUACAUUUUGAAGUGAAAUGAAAGAACGAGUGCAUUGAAUAAGAGAUUUCUUUUUGAGCCUGUUGGACUUAUGGGUAAAAUGACAUAUUCACUCAUGUAUCAUAUUUACUUAAAAUGUAUUUUUUCUCACUUUAGGUUUGGUGUCAUCUUUGUGUAUGUCUCCAUUAACCACAUUAAAUGCUUUUAGGCUAAGGACAUACAGGCAAAUCACCUCUGUGAUAUUUUACAAAGGGAGAAGAAUAUUUUACAUCAAACUGAGAUUUUCUCUUAGCAGUGUUCUGUGUAUCCUGUCCAUUCAAAUCCAUUGCAGGUUAUGAAAUGUUUUAGUAAGCAGAUAAUGAUAUUAAGUAUCCCAUGUUAUUGUGGCAUACCAUCAUAUAGUGAACAUGAAAUAUAAUGAAGAGUCAUUAUUUUUUGUUUGUUUGUUUUGUUUUGUUUUUACCUAAGGAAUGCAGAACUGCAUGCAUUCACAAAACCAUCACUUACAAGUUUUCAUUAUUCCUUCCUGCCUUCAGAACAGAACCACUAAUGAUGGAAAGCUAGUGACUUUCGGUCUGUUUGUUAAAAUGAUGAGCAAGGAAUGACAUCUUAUUUUAUCUGUUUCAUAAUAAUCAAUACUUAUAUAAAACAGUAUCAACAGCACACAUGGACAUCAUGAUAUUUAAUUUUAUAAUGUGCCAAGAUAUUUGAUUUGCAACCUGUGUUUUGUUAUUUUUUUCUACAUUUUCAAAGUUAUAUUGCUCUGCUUUUGUGAUUAACAGAAAGUUUGGAAGCGUGUUUUUUUUAAAAAAGCAAUAUGCUGUGAUGGUGAAGAUGUUAAGACAAAUUAGCAGAGGUAUAUUCUACGUACACAAUGUUUGCCUCAACACACCUAUUCUGAUACUCCAGAAUGCUGUAAAAUAAUAAAUUAUUUAAUGUA